Molecule: messenger RNA, 2292 nt
Organism: Cavenderia fasciculata
Lineage: Eukaryota; Evosea; Eumycetozoa; Acytosteliales; Cavenderiaceae
Product: myb domain-containing protein
Exons: 3
Coding region: 1-2292 (763 amino acids)
Cellular component (GO): Swr1 complex
Molecular function (GO): histone binding; ATP hydrolysis activity
Source: RefSeq, a predicted model, not a curated record
AUGGUCAAAAAAUCAACAACUUCAAAAUCAUCGUCAUUGACAUCCGCUGGCGAUGAAACGUCGACGACAAAUGGUAGCGAUGAUAUAACCAUGGGAGAAUCUACAUCACCAUCAUCCAAUAAUACUACUACUACUACACCACCAUAUACAAGAAGACAUAGUCGAUCGAAUAGUGGUGGUGGUACUAGUACGACCUCUACUACAACUACAACAAACAACUCAUCAACAUCUCCAUCACAAAAUUCAACGCCAUUAUCAACUAAAAAGAGAAAGUUUGUAAGCAAGAUACCUAUUCAUCAAGCACAACAACAACAACAACAACAAAAUACCUUACCGGCAACAUCAACAACAACAAAUCCAAUUAUUACACAAAACAAUGAAAUCAUCAUGGAAAAGAAAUCAGAGAUUGAUAAAAAGAAUGAACAAAUCGAUCAGUUGAUUGAAAAGAGACAGUCUAUGAUUUAUCAAUUAGUCUAUUUGGAUCAACCUUCUUCAGCUUCGAGUUUAUUAGAUUUUCAAGAAGAUGAUACAUUAUCAAAAAUAUAUAGUCAUGACAAUGAUGAUCAUAAUAAUAACAAUAACAAUAAUAAUAAUAAUAAUAAUAAUAGUAAUACAAUUACAACACCAAUAUCCAAAGGUAGAAAGAAAACUAUUAUUACAAUUAAAAAUAGAAAUUUAUCUACCUCUACUUCUUCAACGACUACGAUACCAACAACAACAACAACACCAUCAAUAGAAUCAUCUAAUACUUCUACCACCUCCACUUCAGAUAUAAUAAUAGAUAAUCCAAUUAAAAAAGUAAAGACAUCAAUUAAUUUGGCAACAUCAAUAUUUUCACAAGAUGAUCAACAAAGAAAAAAAGAACAAGAAGAAUUGGAACUAGACGAAUUGGAAGAGCAGUCAUCAAAAUUAAUUAUACCAUCACCAAAUAUAUUUUUACCAAUACCCAGAAUGAAUAGAGAGACUAUUGAAAAGGCAUCACAAGAUGCAGAGACACUUCGAAGGAUACAUGAACUACAGAAACAAGGUAUUUGGAGAAACAAACAACUCUAUAAACUGCCAGAACCACCAAGACCAAAGGUUCAUUGGGACUAUGUCCUCGAAGAGAUGGCAUUGGUGGCCGAGGAUUUUGGUAGACUGCGUCGUCAAAGAUCGCGGGUGCUCAAACACAUGAACAAGGAGGUCACCAAGUAUCACAAGGCAUUGGUCAACCAAGAGGAAAAGAUGGCCAAGGAGGAAGAGUUGAGAAGGAAAAAGAUCUCUUUCAACAUUGCCAAGGAAAUCAAAAAGUUUUGGACUCAAAUUGGUAAAUUGGUCAAUUACAAGUCACAGAUUCAUGUCGAUCACAUCAAGAAACAAGAACGUGAAAAACAACUAGAUCUAAUUGUCACUCGUACCGAAGAGUAUUCAAACAUGUUGGCUCAAGGUCUAAAAGAACGUGAACAAGAAGUUGUUCAACAAGAGGAAGAAAAGGAGGAAGAGGUAGAUCCAGAGUUGACCCAAGAAGCUAUGGAGCGUAUUAAAUCAAGACAAAGAUUUAGAGAUUUAAUGUCAAUCACUGAUCCAACUACAAUGGAUGAUUCUGAUGAUUCUGAUUAUUCUUCUGAUCAAGAUGAUGAACAAGAUGAAUUGGAUGAAUUGGAUGAAUUGGAAUCAGAAGGAUCAGAUGAAAUGGAAGAUUUGGAUUUACUAAAACAAGAUGCUGAAAUGGAUAUUGAAGAAUUGAUUCAAAGAGAAAUUAAAGAAGAACAAGAAUCACCAUCAAUGACAAGCUCCACCGGUGAACGAUCAGCAUUAUCUAUAUUCUUGAAUCAAUCAACUAUGCCAACCGAGAUCACAGCGUUGGCAGACGAUGCUCAAUUUCAAUGCCGACCGUCGUCUCUUGCUCACUGGCACGCCGUUGCAAAACAAUCUCAUGGAGUUGUGGUCGCUGAUGCAUUUCUUGAUGCCCGAUAUUUUCCAGUCGCACCGCGAGUUUCAAGAGUGGUUUUCUAUGCCCGUCACGGGUAUGAUCGAAGGCAACGAGUACGUCAACGACGAGCUGAUUGCCAGACUGCACAGCGUGUUGCGUCCAUUCCUCUUGCGUCGUCUCAAAAAGGACGUCGAGAAGCAGAUGCCCAAAAAGUACACACACGUCGUGCCCUGCCAGCUGUCGCGUCGUCAAAAGUAUCUCUACGAAGAGUUUAUCAAUGCCAACAGCACGCAGGCCACUCUCAAGGGCGGCAGCUUCUUUUCCAUCAUCAAUAUCUUGAUGCAGCUCAGAAAGGUAUGCAACCAUCCCGAUCUAUUUGA